Messenger RNA from Peromyscus eremicus (cactus mouse), 4046 nucleotides. Its product is annotated as carbonyl reductase [NADPH] 1-like. The record is from RefSeq and is a predicted model, not a curated record. The transcript has 4 exons. NCBI's taxonomy places the organism in Eukaryota, Metazoa, Chordata, Mammalia, Rodentia, Cricetidae. Gene Ontology annotation, molecular function: carbonyl reductase (NADPH) activity. The coding region runs from base 3143 to 4030 and encodes 295 amino acids.
GGGAUGACAGGAGGUGUCUGCCCAAAGACUGUCUCAUAUGGGGUGAACUUUUCUCAGUGCGGGGUACAAGGGGCUCUCAGAAGGACAUAAGGCAAGAGAUCAACCUAGUUACCACCAGUCUCCAGUGUAUUCAGUUAAUAUCUUUUAUAGUUCUAUUCAUCCUCUCUGUCCAUCCUGAACCUUGAGGAUGUUACAAUGUAAUUUCCAGUUCAUGUAAAGAGUCUUUGAAAGUAGUUGAGAUAAUUUGGCCAUUGACCCUAGAGACAAAGGGAGGCCAAACCUGGUAAUGAUUCCCACUGUGAGUCCUUUUGCUACUGCUUAGGCCGUUUUGUUCAGGAAGGAAAAGCCUCUACCCAGCCUGAGCCUGAGACAGUGUCAGCAAAGCCCAGCAGAUAUUUGUAACCAUAUAGUCCUGGUUUGCCUUCGGUGAAGUCAGAUUCCCAAAACUCACCAGGUACAAUACCGUGGCUUCACUGUCCUGGAGGCAGCAUGUCCUUUCUAAUAUUUACCUGGGUGCAAGCCAAGCAGCAAUCUCAUGUGUUAUGCAGUAUUUCUCAGUGUACAGGUAGCCAGACCUGAGGGGAGAUAAGUCCUGAGAUCUUUUUAGGUGACAAAUGCAUUGAGUGAUGUAGGGAAAUUAGCCAAUUCCUGUCCAGUGACUUUAGCAUGCAAAUCCUACCAUCUGGUAGGACCCACUGACCAUGGCUGUUUUCCCUAGGUUCCCAGGCUAGAAUAUGACAAUCUCCAAUGAGUUACAUUUGGGAACAUCCUCAUCAAGGUGGGGUAGGGGGUAGGGGUGGCCAACAAUUCCAGGAUAGUCUGGGUUGCCCUAGAGCCUCAUCCCUGGCAACCUGAUACGCAUAGUUGUUGCCUUGGGUCUGUGGGCUGGGUCUUAUUGGUGCCCUGGUCAAUGUGGAAGAGCCAGUUAGGUAGGUAUCCAGAUGCUCUCCAAAAGCUGUGUAGUAAUCUCCUGUUUAUUUUUGAUGAUUUGUCCUUCUGAUGUUAAAAGGCCCCUUGUUUAUAUAUUUGUCCAUGGACAUGAGCUGCAGCAAAAGCACAUCAGCUACCUGUAUAAAUAUUUUCUUUCCUUCAGCUCAUUUUAGUGACUGAGUGCUCUUAUUUCUGCCCUCUGAGCAGACAUGUGUAGCAGGAUUCUUAACAGUUCUUGUUAAUAAAAUCAAACCUGUGGCCAGUUAUUGGGGUGAACACUGGAAGAUCAGAGAGACAGAACAAGCCACAGCUUUUCCAGCUUUGAUCUGGAAGUACUACCCCCAUUGAGGCUUCCCGGAACUGUCACGCCUACGAGAUGGGACCAAGACAGGAGCCCUUAAGACCUGAAAUCCGGAUGUGCCGGCUCUCUUGAUUCCUGGAUGCUGGAUGCUGGAGGUAAACCGAGCAGAGUUCUCCAGAGAACACCACUGGACUGCACUUCACCUCUCCCGGACCCUGUAAACUAUCCCUUCACUUGUAAGUUACCCCAAAAUAAACCUCCCUUUUAACUACGUGGAGUUGCCUUAAUACUUCCACCAAUACCAGCCCCAAGUAACUGUUUUCCUUCAGAAGAGUUGCCCUGGUUGUGGUGUCUCUUCACAGCAAUAGAACCCUAACUAUGACAGGGGGUUUCUCAAAAAAAAUGAAAAAUCAGUCUAUCCUCUUACUCUGCUCCUGCAGUCCUGGGUGUUUACCUGGAGCACUAAAAGAUAUUGUAGAGACACUUGCACACCUGUGCCUCCCGAGGUACAGUUCACAUUGCUGUUAUAGAAGCAACCUAGGUAUCCAAUAAUGGAGGAAAGUGUGCACACACACACACACACACACACACACACUGGAAAUUUCCAACUACAAAGAAAAGCAGAAUUUUGUCAUUUACGGGAAAAUGGAUGCAACUGAAGGUAAUCCUAUUAAGCACCAAAUUAAGCCUCAGAAAGACAAACAUCACAUGCCCCUGCCUCUUCCCGUUUUUGGAUCCAAGCUUUAAUAGAGAUAUAGAUAAGCAUACAGGACAUGAAAGAGGAAUGAAGCUGACUAGGAAGAGAGGGACGAAGGGGUGGGACUAGACAAAGGCAGGGAAUGUCGGGGGGAAUGUGCUCCACAUGCAAUAGAUAUUAAUACAAUUUUUAUUAAAAUUUAAACAAAACAGUGCACCUUGAUUUCUCUAAAGUACUCUAUGGGGCUGCGCUGUACCCUGGAAGCUGGCAUUCUGACCUGCAGGGACAAUGAUGGCUUUCUAGUACCCACUGUGUCAGCCUGUGAUGACUUAAAGAAGUUUCCUGCCGCUAUGGAAAACCUAGCCAAGAAUUAGCUGCAGUUUUUUGUUUUUUGUUUUGUUUUCAUACAAGCAGCGGACGAUCAGGUCCCCACUCAUUCCUUAGAGCUCGUUCUACACUAGCUGUCAAGACUUAUUUCAUUUGCAGAGAAACGUUAUAAACUCCAAGAAGAACAAAUGGUCAGGGCAGAUCUCAUUUCUCAAAGUAAGAUGGAGCCUCAGAAAGUUAAGGAUAGAGAAGCAGACGUGGAAGGUCAGACCUAAUCGCAUGACCAACUGAACAGUGCCUGGCUGCCAGGUAAGUAGCUUCCAAGAACUUCAGAGCUGCUUGGCGAAGUCCAGCAUUUCCCUUUCCGGGUCAGUCCGACCAUGACCUUCUAAAAGCCCUUCAAGACAAAGUGCUAGGCUUGGACCCAGGGGUCCUCUGGGUCUCUAUAAGCAGGUCUCACCUUUCUUUCUUGUCUUAACUGUCUAUCAACACGUUCCACAUUCUGACUGUUAUCAACUAUCCAGUUCCUCUUGUGGUAAGCUAUUAUAAAACUGAAUCCAUGUGCAGUGCCAACACGUGUACCAGCCCUGGUUUAACACUCACCAACAAAGACGAUUGGCCAUUUCCGAGACUAAGAUGUCUCGCUGCGAAAUGGACACUUGAUCCAUCAUUAACUCAGACUUGUUUGUCUUGUUUGCUCUAAAACUCUACUGAGCUGUGCCAAGGGCAGUGCCCAAAACCGCUCAAGCCUCUGGGCCAAAGGUCCCCAGGCACACGAUACGAUACUCCGGAUAUUCACACAGACUCUCAAGUCCAACAACAUCUUAGUAGCCGGGAGUUGGCUGAGGUAGUUCUUCUGGAAGGUGUCUCUCACUGUCCACUCAACUAUGUCAUCUCGCAAUCAGGUAGCUCUGGUAACUGGGGCUAACAAGGGCAUCGGCUUUGCCAUCACACGUGUCCUGUGUCAGAAGUUCUCGGGGGACGUGGUGCUCACGGCGCGGGACAAGGCGCGGGGCAAGGCUGCAAUGCAGCAGCUGCAGGCGGAGGGCCUGAGCCCGCGCUUCCACCAGCUGGACAUCGAUGACCUGCAGAGCAUCCGCGCCCUGCGCGACUUUCUGCGCAGGGAGUACAGGGGACUGGACGUGCUGGUCAACAACGCGGGCAUUAGCACCUGGCCCAAGAAUAAGCCACCAAGAAGAGAUGACUUCUUCAAGGACACCCAGCAAGGAGGCACUGAUCUGACCCACUUUUACAUUCAAGCAGAAGCAGCAAUGAAAACAAACUUUUUUGGUACCCAGGCUGUCUGCAUGGAGCUACUCCCCCUAAUAAAACCGCAAGGCAGAGUGGUGAACGUGUCGAGCAUGAUGAGCCUCAGGGCCCUGAAAAAGUGCAGCCCAGAGCUGCAGCAGAAGUUUCGCAGUGACACCAUCACAGAGGAGGAACUGGUAGGGCUCAUGAACAAGUUUAUGGAAGAUAUGAAAAAAGGAGUGCAUGAGAAAGAAGGCUGGCCGGACAGUGCAUAUGCAGUGACCAAGAUCGGGGUGACAGUCCUGUCCAGAAUCCAUGCCCGGAAACUCAGCGAGCAGAGGAGAGGGGACAAGAUCCUCCUCAAUGCCUGUUCCCCUGGGUGGGUGAGAACUGACAUGGGGGGACUAAAAUCCACCAAGAGCCCCGAAGAAGGAGCAGAGACCCCCGUGUACUUGGCCCUUUUGCCGCCAGAUGCAGAGGGACCUCACGGGCAGUUUGUUCACGAGAAAAAUGUUGAGCCAUGGUGAACUCAACUGUCACCUC